CAUGGCUGCGCCCUUCGACUGCUAGCUAAACGUCUCGUCCUCCCUCAACAGUUUUGAGCGCAGAAAUGACGUUGAAAGAUUUUACCAAGUGGAACAGAAUUGUGUCUACGGUGUACGCAAUGGGUGUGUGGACUAUGAUCGGCUCCUUUGCGUACUUUCAUUACACUGGUCGUUUCAAAAACAGCACAGACUCAACUCAAAAUGAAGAAGAAAAAACAGAAAAGCCGAAGGAUCGAAAUGAAGUUCUCCACCAGACUGCUCACACAAAAACGAUGAUCCUCUACAAAAAAGACUUUGUUCCGUACACAACAAGGAUCUACAAUUUCUUUCAGUCAUUCACUGGUGGUCCUGGGACUGGAGACAGUUGAAAUUCAAAUGGACACUGUAGACUUGUAUGGAAGACAUGCUUAUAAUGCCGUGUGAAUUAAUACAUUUGUGUGAGGAUGAAAUGAAAUCAACUGUGGUACAUCCUCUAAAAGUACAAGAAGGAUACCAUCUGCUAUUGUACUGAAAAUUACAUUUGUACUGAUGAUAAAAGUUCAGUUCUACGGUCAGUA
Molecule: messenger RNA, 557 nt
Organism: Phycodurus eques (leafy seadragon)
Lineage: Eukaryota; Metazoa; Chordata; Actinopteri; Syngnathiformes; Syngnathidae
Product: small integral membrane protein 26-like
Exons: 2
Coding region: 66-368 (100 amino acids)
Cellular component (GO): mitochondrion
Source: RefSeq, a predicted model, not a curated record